Molecule: messenger RNA, 1744 nt
Organism: Pelobates fuscus (common spadefoot toad)
Lineage: Eukaryota; Metazoa; Chordata; Amphibia; Anura; Pelobatidae
Gene: DEAF1
Product: DEAF1 transcription factor
Exons: 12
Coding region: 179-1642 (487 amino acids)
Biological process (GO): regulation of transcription by RNA polymerase II
Cellular component (GO): nucleus
Molecular function (GO): DNA-binding transcription factor activity, RNA polymerase II-specific; DNA binding
Source: RefSeq, a predicted model, not a curated record
GGGUGCACUCGGUGGUUUCCGUGGGCGAGAGUCGCGUCGAGUGAUCGCGGAGCUCUCGGCUAUUUCCGGAUUGUGUCGUUUUUUUCCGGCUCCGGUGUACGGCUUUCCGAUUGCGGGUCCGGACGGUUUCGGACGAAGGUUCUCGUGUGUUUCCGGAAAGCGUGUUCGGCUAUUUCCGAUGGAUGAAAGUCAAGCUACUCGGCUCGGGCUUUCAGAAGCCGCCGCGGCUGUGGCUGCAGUGGCGGCGGCUGUGAGAGACGGCCCGGAGGUGACCUCGGUUACUGUCAUGACUGGGCCUGAAGGCAGAAACGCAGCAGGAAACGGGUACACAGAGGUUACAGUGUCCAGUGUUGGAGCCCCGGGAGAGAAUGUCUUCACAACUUCUGUGGCCAGCGCCGCCUCACUCUCUGAUCAUGUCCUUGGUGAAAGAACAUCUCUGCAAAUUGGGGACAGUCUGAGCACAGAGAAGGCCACUCUGAUUGUAGUGCACACCGAUGGGAGUAUUGUGGAAACGCAGGACCUUAAAGUGCCAUCAGCCCCCAUGACCCCAGGAUCAGAAAGACCGUCCACGCCACUGACGCCUGGAUCUGGGAAAGAUGGCACUAAAUAUAACUGGGAUUCGUCUGUUUACGAAAAUGAGUUGCCCGUACGGUGUAGGAAUAUAAGUGGCAUCCUCUAUAAAAACCGUCUGGGAUCAAGUGGCAGAGGGCGCUGUGUGAAGCACAUGGAUAGUUGGUACACACCAACUGAGUUUGAAGCUAUGGCAGGCAGGGCAAGCAGCAAGGAUUGGAAGCGGAGUAUUCGGUACGCGGGAAGACCCCUGCAGUGUCUCAUUCAGGAUGGAGUUUUGACUCCUCACGCUGCGUCCUGUACAUGUGCGGCUUGCUGUGAUGACCUCAGCCUGUUUUCUUCUCUCCAACAGAGUGGCCCUGUUCGCCUGUUUGUUCCCUAUAAGCGUCGUAAAAAGGAGGGCGAAAUACCAACUGUCCCUGCAAAAAAAGAAGCAAAGAACCUCACCCUCCUGCCCGCCACAGCUGCUGCUACAUUCACAGUGUCGUCUUCUGGACAGAUCACAGCUUCAGAAUCGUUGACCUUUGAACGUGCCACCACUGCAGAGGCAUCCGCUAUCCUGUCCGAUAGCCCACCACAGGGGGACGUAUACACUGGUGCAACAGCUGUCCAUGAAGUAUUAACGUCUCUCCCAGCAUUGGCUCUUGCACCCAGCACUCCAACAAAAGAGUCUUCUCACGGUGGAGUUAAUGGACUGGACGUAUCGGAACAGCAAAGGCAUUGGUUGUACCUGGAGGAAAUGGUUAACUCACUGAUUAGCACUGCUCAGCAACUCAAAACCUACCUGGAACAAGCAAAGAGUGAGGCUGCUCUAGAAAGGAAAGAAUUUCACAGUCAUUUGUUCCAGCAAACAGAAGAAAUGGAUGGAAAGCAUGAAAUUCUCCUUAGGCAGUCCUGUGUUAAUUGUGGCAGAGAGGCCCUAAAUGAAUGUACUGGCUGUCACAAAGUGAAUUACUGCUCCAUCUUCUGCCAGAGAAAGGACUGGAAAGAUCAUCAGCACUUGUGUGGGCAGGCGUCCACCCUUUCAGUCCAUGCUGAGGAUGUCCAUGUAACAGAUAAAGACCCUGUUUGAUGAUCCGUCGGUUACCAUGUCAUAUUGAAUAUACAAGUUAUAUUUCUGCUUGGUGACGUUUGGAAAAGAGCCUAGUAUCAUAACGAGCGGAUGUCUGAAACU